Molecule: messenger RNA, 540 nt
Organism: Saccharomyces mikatae IFO 1815
Lineage: Eukaryota; Fungi; Ascomycota; Saccharomycetes; Saccharomycetales; Saccharomycetaceae
Gene: IRC25
Product: Irc25p
Exons: 1
Coding region: 1-540 (179 amino acids)
Source: RefSeq, a predicted model, not a curated record
AUGAUAUCAUACGAAUUCCAAACCUGUAUACUGAAAGGAACAAAUAGCUUAUCAACCUCUUCAUCCAAAAGUAAUGAAUUGUAUUUACAAGCCACACACUUUGGUAAUACGGUUCUUUUACAAAUUAGACUAAAUGGGGAAAUGGAUUCCACCUAUGAAGUAUCUUUGAAAGGGUUAAAUCCUCUUCUCGAUAUUGAUGCUGUGCCACUGGCAGGUAACUUAGGAACCACGGAUGGUGAUUAUGACGAUGAGAAAGAGGAAUUUGUAAGAGACCAUUUAUCCGAUUAUCAAGUGAUUACCAAAUUGGGCGAUAGCACGGAUCCGAAAGUACCUGUAGUAUGCAUACAGGUUGCUGAACUAUAUAGGAGGGUUAUACUGCCAGAAUUGAAUGAUGGAAUGACUCAAGUCAACAUGCAGUUUAACUUACUGAUAUCAAUGAGCAGCAAGAUAUGGAAGGCAGCGAAGGGUCAGAAUGGUAAUGAUGAUUUUGGCAAAUUAGUUUUUUUGUUAAAGUGUAUCAAAGAUAUGUAUGCAAAGUGA